AUGGCAAUCAAAUUCUCGGCCCUCGCAGCCUCUCUAGCUCUGGUUGCUCCUGCUCUGGCGCAGAGUGUCAAUGGUGCAGAUUAUAAUCAUCCAACGGCUGGACCUCCCGCAAGCUUUUUUGCGGCCUCGUCCACUGUUCCCGUUGCAGCCCUCAAGAGCGCUGCUGCCAAGGCCAGUGUUGCGGCCAAGGACUCGACUUAUCCUGUGAACGGUGAUAGUGGGGCUGCGAAAAGUACAAUUCACGGUGACUGGAGUGGCUUCAGUGAGGGUGCUGCUUUUGUCUGGGUGGCUGAUAUGGACGUGGACUGUGACGGUCUCGACUACAAAUGCAAGGGAAAUCCCGAUGGCCAGCCCGGCACCAAUUUUGGUGCUCUGGCUGCCUACGAGGUACCUUUUAUUGUCAUUCCCGAUAAGUUUGCCACUACUUACCAGAGCGUUCUUCCUGGAAAUAACGUCGGUGCAGUCAUCUGUAACGGCAAGAUGUUCUACGGCAUCUUCGGCGAUACCGAUGGCGACACACCUCAAGUGAUCGGAGAAGCUUCGUGGCUGAUGGCACGUACCUGUUUCCCCAACGAUGACCUGAAUGGAAACAGUGGACACGGCGCUGUUGAUGUGACUUUCGUUGAAGAUAUCAUGUUCACUGGGAGGGAUGCCGUUCUGCCCAGCAGUGCACUUAACAACAACUAUAUCACCAACUUCAGCACCCUCCGGUCCAUUGGAGAUCGGCUUGUUACGGCUUUGGCUAAGAACCUCAACCUCAUCUCGGGUGGUGGGUCACCCACCACUUUAACCACCACAACUUCCGCCUCGGGAAGCAGUCCAACCGGAACGACCUGCGAGUGGGCCGGCCAUUGCGAAGGUGAGUCCCAGCUAAUCAAAGAACCCGAUGAGUGUCAAGUCACUCACCAAUCAGCUGCUAAUACACGGAAAAUUUACAGGGAGUUCCUGCUCUUCUAA
Molecule: messenger RNA, 957 nt
Organism: Penicillium diatomitis
Lineage: Eukaryota; Fungi; Ascomycota; Eurotiomycetes; Eurotiales; Aspergillaceae
Product: glycoside hydrolase family 75 protein
Exons: 5
Coding region: 1-957 (318 amino acids)
Molecular function (GO): chitosanase activity
Source: RefSeq, a predicted model, not a curated record